Molecule: messenger RNA, 1050 nt
Organism: Rhodofomes roseus
Lineage: Eukaryota; Fungi; Basidiomycota; Agaricomycetes; Polyporales; Fomitopsidaceae
Product: methionine aminopeptidase
Exons: 7
Coding region: 1-1050 (349 amino acids)
Biological process (GO): proteolysis
Molecular function (GO): metalloaminopeptidase activity
Source: RefSeq, a predicted model, not a curated record
AUGAGACUACCUUCGCUCCAGCAUCUCGCUCGAACAUCGAGGCCCUCUCGCACAUCAUCCCGUCUCCGCCCAACUGGCAACCCUCCCAACACCGCACUCAGCCGACCCGCCCUCCGUCCGUACACCUCCGCACCCGCCGAAGACACAGACGGCGAAGAGGACUACGACUUCGGCGCCUUCGGCGUCAUCCUCCCCGAGGAGCCCUACGUCUGGGGCGUGUCGCACAUCACGCCGCGCGCCGUGCCCGCACACAUCGCGCGCCCGCCCUACGCGCGCGGAGAGGGCGUCCGGCUCGUGCUCGAGGACCGGCCGACGCAGCUCGGGGGAGCGGAUGAGCGGCGACUGCGCGAGGCGGCGAGGCUUGCGAGGGACGUGUUGCGGUUUGCGGGGAGCUUGGUCGAGGUCGGGGUGACGACGGACAGCAUCGACGGCCAGCUUCACGACUACGUCCUCUCCCACAGCGCGUACCCGUCGCCCCUGCUCUACCGCGGCUUCCCGAGGUCGUGCUGCACGAGCAUCAACAACGUCGUGACGCACGGCAUCCCCGACCAACGGCCGCUGCAGGACGGGGACAUCGUCAACAUCGACAUCACAGUCUACAAGCACGGCUUCCACGGCGACACCUCCCGCACCUUCCUCGUCGGCGACGUCGACGAAAAGGGCCGUGAACUGGUGAAGAUCACCGAAGAUGCACUCGAGGCCGCGAUUGGCGUGUGCGCCCCUGGCCAGCCGUUGAACCUGAUAGGCAAGACGAUCCAUGAGCUGCUUCGCGGAACGAAGUAUUCCGUCUCGACGCAGUUCACCGGCCACGGAAUUGGCGAAGACUUCCACAAGUCGCCCUGGAUACUACACCAUCUGAACGACAAUCCUGGAGUUAUGCGUCCGGGCCAUUGCUUCACGAUCGAGCCGUGCAUCGUACAGGGUUCAAAUCCAAGAGCCUGGAUAUUCCCUGAUGGCUGGACAGCAUCAACGGAGAAUUGUGCUCGCAGUGCACAGGCGGAGCACAUGGUGUUGAUCACGGAGUCUGGCGCGGACGUAUUGACGCGGUAG